UAGUGCAUCAUGGGGAUUUGGGGCAGUGGAUGCCGCUGUGCUCGCUGGGAAUGAGGCCUCUCCCUGCCCCGGUGCACCCUGGGAUAUCAUGGUGGGUGGCCUCCCGCAGUUGCCCGCAACUUGCUUCCCCCUCUGAAUUGUCACCCCCCUCAUAGGGGAAGCGCCCCCGCAGUCUGCGCAUGCGCAUCAUUCUAGCAGCCGCCCCGCCCAAGUAUUACGCAUGCGCAGACCAUUCGUCGUAGGCUCGCCGCGACGCAUUGAGCAGAAUCUAUACGCAUGCGCACUGUCAGACGCGGAGCUACACGACGUAUGUCGCGCAUGCACAGUCAACUUCGCCACGCGCCUUUCCCAACGCGCAUGCGCUUGCCGCAGUAGCGCGACGCUGGGAACAGAAGGACCCCGCGUCCUCCCGUCUUUUGGCUGCCUUGAUGGAUGCCUGAUUAAAACUACUCCUCUCCGGGGGCGGGGCUGGGGGAGGGAGCCCAGAUGGGGAAACAAGAUGUCUGAAGUCACAGCAGAGAAGCAUCCCUUGGCUGAGCCGCUCCCGCAGGAGAUCCCAGUGCGGCCUGCGCUCCCUGCCAAGCAGGAGGCUGCACCGGCCCGGGCACGGUGCCCCAGCUCUGACCCAGAGCCCAUCUGCAUUGAGGAUGAACCCGCCCGGCCCAGCCCCGAGGGGAAGGUUAAGGCCUCUUCCAGCAACAGCCCCGUCUAUCGCCUGGGUUCCAACCAGUGCUUCCACUGCCUGAUCACCUUCCCGGACGAGAAGUUCAAGGAGCGGCACAUGAAGCGGGAGCACCCCGAGGACUUUGUGCAGGAGAAUCUGCGCGACGCCCUCUUCGUCUGCUUCAUCUGCAGCAAGCCCUUCGAGAGCUCCCGCGCCCUCAUCUGCCACCAGCGUGGGCAUGCCCCUGCCCCGCCCCCCGACUGCCCCGACUGCCUGCGCCCCGCCUUCGAGUGCCCCGACUGCGGCCGCCGCUUCGGCCAGCUGGCCAACUACCAGCGCCACCGGCUGGGUCACGCCGCCGGCCGCAGCCUGCCCCACCAGUGCCCCGACUGCGGCAAGAGCUUCCGCCAGCUCUCCAACCUGCGCCGCCACCAGGCCUCCCACCAGCGCCCCCUGGAGCUGCUGCCCUCCCGCCCCUACUCCUGCACUGAGUGCGGUGAGAGCUUCGCCCAGGAGGCCGGCCUGCACGAACACUACAUCCGGCACGCCCGCGGCGAGCUCUAGCGCCCCGGCCUGGGGGCUCUGGCGCUGCCCCUGGAGCUCUAGCGCCCCUCCAGCCCCCGUGGGGAGAGCUGGGACUGCAGCAGAAUGCCCCCCUCUUCUGCCACCGAGCCCUCUCCCAUCGGCUCCAGGCACUGGGACAGCAGGCGCCACCUGGCAGGAAGUCGAGCUAGAAUGGGACUGGAAGGACAUUGAUGGGACUAGAGGGUGCCAGCUCCCAUCCAGUCCCAGGGCAGGAGGGCUGGCUGGCUCAGGGGGUUGGGGAAUGGGGCAUGGGGCCUGUCCCCUCUAGGGAGCACGGGCUCCUAUCUGGUCCCAAGGCGGGAGGGCUGGCUGGCUCAGGGGGCUGCCAGCUGAAACCUCCCCCCCAUCCCCCUGUGUCCGUUAGGCACCCUACAGCAUCUCUCUCCCCACCCUGCUCUUCCUCCCAUAAACGCCUCAUGCCUCCCCUGCAGCCAAGCACCGAGCGUUCCACGGCACCGGCUGUCACCCCCUAGUCCGGGUGGAGGCUGCAGUGCCCCACACUGGAGUCCUGGCGGGAGAGGACCUAACCCGAACACAUCCUCUUUCUUUGUUUGGGGCAGGGGGGAGCUUUCCAGCGCCCGUGUGUCCAGUCUCUGGGCUGUUACCCUGCAGCGUGGUGUGAUCUCUGACUUCCCCCGAGCAUAGCUGGAUCCAGUAAAGCCGUGUUAGCGCGGGGGUGACUUUUACCCUGCUAGUUAUCCCAGUGCAGCGCCUAGCACGGAGGCACUUACUCCAGUACGAAGGGCUGUUGUACCAGUCUGCCCCUGCAGUGUGGCACUGAGCCACCGUGAGCUGGGGUAUAACUGCCCAGUGCUGCAGGGGUCACAGACCCGAUCCCAGGGCGGGGGUUGUCUUCAGUGCUUCAGGGCGGAGCUGGGCAGCCAUGGGGAGGAGCUUUCGGGGGCAGUUUGGAGUGGAAUGGGGGAGAUGUGGGAUGAUGAGGAGAGCUGGGCUCCCAUAGCCGGCAGCGGGGCCGUGCCAGGACACUGGGGUGAGGAGUCAGUCCUAUUUUUCAUAUGGAAACAAUAAAGAGUUGGAAGCUGA
Molecule: messenger RNA, 2293 nt
Organism: Gopherus flavomarginatus (Mexican gopher tortoise)
Lineage: Eukaryota; Metazoa; Chordata; Testudines; Testudinidae
Gene: ZNF576
Product: zinc finger protein 576
Exons: 3
Coding region: 221-1228 (335 amino acids)
Biological process (GO): regulation of DNA-templated transcription
Molecular function (GO): DNA-binding transcription factor activity, RNA polymerase II-specific; RNA polymerase II cis-regulatory region sequence-specific DNA binding
Source: RefSeq, a predicted model, not a curated record